UCCUGGGGAAUCCGUCGCUGGAAAGGACCCAUCUCGCCCACCCUUAGGGGUCGAGGCGGGGGAAGGGGGAGGAGAGGGCUGGCGGGGCGGGGCGGGGUUGCUCCGCCCCCGGAGGCUGGGCUGUGACCAGCAGGCGGCUCCGCAGCGCAGCGGGCGCGCUCAUAAAGGGCACAGCCGAGGGUACGUGGUGGAUCGCGGUGCGGAGACUGAGGUUAGAAGGCAGGUGGCGAGAUGAGCCGGGUACCAGCGUUCCUGAGCGCGGCCGAGGUGGAGGAACACCUCUGCAGCUCCAGCCUCCUCAUCCCGCCUCUAGAGACGGCCCUGGCCAACUUCUCCAGCGGUCCCGAAGGAGGGGUCAUGCAGCCCGUGCGCACCGUGGUGCCGGUGACCAAGCACAGGGGCUACCUGGGGGUCAUGCCCGCCUACAGUGCUGCAGAGGAUGCCCUGACCACCAAGUUAGUCACCUUCUACGAGGACCGCGGCAUCACCUCGGUUGUCCCCUCCCACCAGGCUACUGUGCUACUCUUUGAGCCCAGCAAUGGCACCCUGCUGGCGGUCAUGGAUGGAAAUGUCAUAACUGCAAAGAGAACAGCUGCAGUUUCUGCCAUUGCCACCAAGUUUCUGAAACCCCCCAGCAGUGAAGUGCUGUGCAUCCUUGGGGCUGGGGUCCAGGCCUACAGCCAUUAUGAGAUCUUCACAGAGCAGUUCUUCUUUAAAGAGGUAAGGAUAUGGAACCGCACCAAAGAAAAUGCAGAGAAGUUUGCAGACACAGUGCAAGGAGAGGUACGGGUCUGUUCUUCGGUCCAGGAGGCUGUGGCAGGUGCAGAUGUGAUCAUCACAGUCACCCUGGCGACAGAGCCCAUUUUGUUUGGUGAAUGGGUGAAGCCAGGGGCUCACAUCAAUGCUGUCGGAGCCAGCAGACCUGACUGGAGAGAACUGGAUGAUGAGCUCAUGAAGGAAGCUGUGCUGUACGUGGAUUCCCAGGAGGCUGCCCUGAAGGAGUCUGGAGAUGUCCUGCUGUCAGGGGCCGAGAUCUUUGCUGAGCUGGGAGAAGUGAUUAAGGGAGUGAAGCCAGCCCACUGUGAGAAGACCACAGUGUUCAAGUCUUUGGGAAUGGCAGUGGAAGACACAGUUGCAGCCAAACUGAUCUAUGAUUCCUGGUCAUCUGGUAAAUAAAACAAAGGAACUUGAUGUUGAGAUGGAUGCUUAAGGAAUGUUGCUGCUGGUUCUCAUAAUUUCUAGAGUAAAUGAGGGAGUCCAGUCCCCAGUGAACUCUCCUUUUGUGCUUAUCAUGUUUUACCUUAAAUGCUGAGAUCCUCAUUUAUGUUUGUAGUUGGAAAGCAAAGCUAGGUAGCCAUUUCUUCUGUUCUACCAAGUUGUAAUAGCAUUCAUUUCCCUUUAUAUUUCCCUGAAAUAAAGCACUUUCCAAUUGUG
Messenger RNA from Pongo pygmaeus (Bornean orangutan), 1434 nucleotides. RefSeq names its product crystallin mu (gene CRYM). Lineage: Eukaryota; Metazoa; Chordata; Mammalia; Primates; Hominidae. Gene Ontology annotation, molecular function: thyroid hormone binding. Bases 232 to 1176 code for a protein of 314 amino acids. Gene Ontology annotation, biological process: thyroid hormone metabolic process. The record is from RefSeq and is a predicted model, not a curated record. Gene Ontology annotation, cellular component: cytoplasm. The transcript has 8 exons.